UAGUCAUCAGAUCGUAAACAAGAAUGGCCAUAAACAUGACCAGCACGCUAUAGAGUGGGGUCAUUGAUGUUUGAAUGGUGCUGUAUUAAAAAAAUUUCCAGUUUCCGCUGCCCACCUGAGUCACAAUCUGUGCGAUGGGGUUGCUGGGGGUUUCAAACUUCUCGCCAGUGAUUGGAUUGUGAGCGAUCUUGGGAUCCAGAAUGUCCUUCUGAAUGUCCUCGAGGAACUUCUCGGGGGUCUUGCUCAUGUGGAGAUUCCAGGCCUUGGUCAGGGUCUCGCAAACGACCGCCUUGUCGUUGGGAGGCAGGCCAAAUGUCUUGUUGUCAAUGCGAACGAGGGCAGCCAGAAUGAGAAUCAAGUAGCCAUAGUCGGGGAAGCGGGCAAGAGCAUCGGGAAUGCAUUGCGUCAGCGGACCAACGCGGAGACGGUCGAUGGUGCGCAAGUAAACCACAUGAGCCAGGGCAUAGACGGGGCAGGUGGCAUGAGGGUCGAUCUGGCGUCCAAUGCUCAUGUCGCGCUUGAGCUCGUUGCGGUUGAAAUAGGGAUCGAUGACCUGCUCAUCGUAGACGGAAAUCGAGGACACGUCAGCAGAGACAAAGGCUGGGUUGAUCUUUUGGAUCAGAGCGUCGACAAUAUCGUUCUCGACGGAUCGGACGAUAUCGAUAUUGUUGUCGGCACUGGCCGAGGACCAAAUGAACUUUGGGAAGAGCUCGGAGAGCGAGUUGAUGACAUGGGUCUUGUUGCUGACAGGGUCCUGCUUCAACAGGUCGAUGGCAGUCUUGAUGCGAUUGAAGGUGGGGAGGUGGUAGAUGAUGUGCUUCAACUGGUUCUCAUCCCACUCCUUGAUCGGCUGGUCGUGGAAGAAGCGAUAGACUUCAUCGUGAUGGGGGUCGACGGCGGCCAUAUCCUGGAUAUGUGUAUGUGUUGCUUCAACAACAUCAUCAUCUCGGGCGGCACCGCAGACAACUUUAUCAUCGGCAACCAGCUGCCGGCCCCGGGAACGUUCACAUCGAUCACGGUGACGGGUGGCGUGUGGUUCCUCGAUGUCUACGGACACCAGGGAUUCAUAUGGAACCCAGGCACCUUUGGCGGGAAUCCAUACCCAGGGAGCCUGACGCUGCAGGCGAGUCUGACGGUGGAUCAGAGCACACAGCUGGGUGAGAUCACCAUCGCAAACAACACAAUCGAGUCGCAGGGAGAUCUGCAGCUCAAUCCGGGGACGGGGACGGUCGAUCUGGCAGGAGAUCUAGCGAUCUCAUGGACGCAAGCGGCAUCCAUCGUGCUGCCGAACGGUGUGCAAGACGGCCACACGAAGAUCUUGAUGGUGUCGUCGCCCGGCACAUCCCCUCUGGUCGUCAAGGGGCGCUUCGUGCCGGUCGUUCGUGGCGGAACCGUUCCAUCCGGGCAGAGCUAUGCGAUCCAGCUGCAAUAUAGAGGCGAGUCGACGCAGUUCCUGUGGGAUAACCAGGUGCAGGCAUGGAUGAUUGUGAAUAGCGGUGCAAAGGUGGUGGUCGUGUCGAGCUGAGGCUGGCCUGGCCGGAUCGCGGGCAGA
Molecule: messenger RNA, 1552 nt
Organism: Polychytrium aggregatum
Lineage: Eukaryota; Fungi; Chytridiomycota; Chytridiomycetes; Polychytriales
Exons: 3
Coding region: 452-1525 (357 amino acids)
Source: RefSeq, a predicted model, not a curated record